AUGCGGAGGAACAGCAUUGACCAACCACCAGAUAAUCCUCUUGUCUUUGCAGACCUCAGGAUUGUUCUGUUGGGUAAAACUGGAUCAGGAAAAAGUUCAGCUGGAAACACCAUCCUGGGCCAGCAGUUGUUUACAAAUGAUGCUUCACUAGAGUCAGUUACUAAUACUUGUGAAAGAGGAGAAGCCAUGAUUGAUGGAAAGAAGAUCUCCGUCAUCGACACGCCAGGACGGUUUGAUACAAGACUGACAGAUAAAGAAAUGAAGAAGGAAAUUCUAAAGUGUGUAGAGAUGUCUGUUCCUGGUCCUCAUGUGUUUCUGCUGGUCAUCAGACUGGACGUGAAAUUCACAGAUGAAGAGAAAAAUGCAGUCAAAUGGAUUCAGGAGGAUUUUGGAGAAGAAGCUGCUCGAUACACCGUCAUUCUGUUCACUCAUGCUGAUGCACUGGAAAGACAGACACUACAUCAAUACAUAUGUGAAAGUGCAGAUCUCUGGGCUCUUCUUUCUCAGUGUGGUCGGAGAUAUCACUCAUUCAACAAUAAAGAUGAGGAGAACCGCUCGCAGGUCACUGAACUGAUGGAGAUGAUUGAGAAGAUGGUGGAGAGAAAUGGAGGAAAGCACUACACUAAUGAGAUGUACAGAAAGGUCCAGAAAAAAAAUGAAUGGCUGGCUUUAAAACGGAAAGCUAAAGACUAUGGAAAAGCAGCAUUAACUGUGAUAGGGGUAGGAGCAUUAGCAAUAGGAGCAGUUGCAGUAGUAGUAAAAGCAGGAGGAGGAGGAGCAGCAGGAAAAGCCGUAGCUGCAGCAGGAGGAUCAGCAUCAGUUGGAGGAGCAGCAGCAUUAGUCGAAGCAGCAGCAAACGUGAAGUUACUGUAGGAAUAUAGGCAAGUGACUCUAGAUAAAUACAAGAAUGAAAGUAAAACCAUGGGCCAUAUGUAUAGAACUUCUAAAAAAAAAAUGCUCUUAAGAGUAAACUUCUUAA
This is a messenger RNA of Danio rerio (zebrafish), 979 nucleotides long. Lineage: Eukaryota; Metazoa; Chordata; Actinopteri; Cypriniformes; Danionidae. The record is from RefSeq and is a predicted model, not a curated record.